CAUUCUUUGACUUUCACUCAUUCAUAAACGCAACCAUGAAGUUUACUAUCAUCGCUGCUCUUGCAGCCUAUGCAGUCCUAUCAGGAGUCCACGCCGCUGACUCUGCAUCUACAACAAUUACCUGCAGCUCAUGUCCCUCGGCCGUAACGACCCCUGAUAUCGUCACCCGUUCGGCUCUCCCCACUACUUCGUGCACUGAGAAGCCUUUGACGGUUGUAUCAAACACCAAGGGAGGCAGUGGAGCUGCUGCGCCUACUGGUUCGGGUGCCGCUUCUACUCCUACGGCUCAGGUCCCUGUGUCUGGAGCUAGUAUCAAUAAGAAGGGAAGCAUUGGUGGAAUGGCUGCGGCGGCUGCUAUGGUGGCUGUCUAUAUGCUCUAG
This is a messenger RNA of Fusarium oxysporum Fo47, 380 nucleotides long. RefSeq lists its product as uncharacterized. The transcript is spliced from 2 exons. The record is from RefSeq and is a predicted model, not a curated record. The coding region runs from base 36 to 380 and encodes 114 amino acids. Lineage: Eukaryota; Fungi; Ascomycota; Sordariomycetes; Hypocreales; Nectriaceae.